Molecule: messenger RNA, 306 nt
Organism: Colletotrichum gloeosporioides
Lineage: Eukaryota; Fungi; Ascomycota; Sordariomycetes; Glomerellales; Glomerellaceae
Exons: 2
Coding region: 1-306 (101 amino acids)
Source: RefSeq, a predicted model, not a curated record
AUGCUCGACUUGCAUGCAGCUUUGCGGCGGCAGGCUAAGACGACAGGUCAAGCCUUCACCUUCACCUCCCGCCAAUGGUUCGCAGAGUGCCAUCGAGACGCUUAUCCUGAUGGGCGAAGUAUGUGGUACAAUGACGUGCUCGUUAGCCAGCACCGUCGUCCGAGUCAUGGUACCAGUUGGUGUUGGUCGCGCGAUAUCGAGAGCCUGGUUCCCAAAGCUGCCGUCCUGACAGAGCUUGGCUGCUGGUUGGCGAUGGGAUGGAGGGGCACCAUCCCGAAUGGCGUCGGAGGUGCAUCGACAGUCUAA